Perognathus longimembris pacificus (Pacific pocket mouse) is the source of this 1531-nucleotide messenger RNA. It is a transcript of the gene Tslig3c, whose product is annotated as family with sequence similarity 98 member C. Gene Ontology annotation, cellular component: tRNA-splicing ligase complex. NCBI's taxonomy places the organism in Eukaryota, Metazoa, Chordata, Mammalia, Rodentia, Heteromyidae. The record is from RefSeq and is a predicted model, not a curated record. Bases 317 to 1351 code for a protein of 344 amino acids. The transcript is spliced from 8 exons.
UGCAUUAAAGCAGAGGACAACUGCGGGGGGCUGCAGAAAAGGAAAGUGAAGUUAUUUUUUUAUGUCGCAUUGCCUUUCUGGACACCCGGGAUUCUGAACGCAAGCUCUCAGACUUACAGCCCCUGACAGGUCACCAGGUGAGCCGCGUGGGCGGAGCUUAGGGCGGGUUCUGCCUGCCCCUACACCAAUCAGUGUUCCGGAGACCCUUCGCGCGAAGACCUGAUUGGUUGUGGCUGUUACAAAUGCGCGGCGCUCCCAGGGCGGAGUCCGCCCCACGGCCUGAAGGGGGCGCGCCAAGGCCCAAGGCCACAGUUCCAUGGAGGGGGCGGCGGUGGCCCGGGACCUGCUAGCUUUAGGAUAUGGGGCUCUCCCGGAGAUGGUGUGUCGGGGCGCCUGGUGUCCAGACUUCAGGGCGCUGUGCGCGCGGCUGGCGGCCGAGCUGGCGACUCUGGGCGCCCUGGAGCAGCGAGCGGUAGGCGGCGAGGUGCUGAGCGCCCGCGACGGUCCGGCCGCGGAAGACGAGUUCCUGCGACAGUUGGCUGGCCUGCUGCAGACGCUGCACUGUCCCGACCGCGCGCUCUGCGGGGAAGGGCGCGCGCUCGCGCUACGGGAGCCCGGCGCGGGCCCGCGCCUGCUGCGUUUUCUCUGCUCUGAGCUCCAGGCUGCUCGGCUUUUGUAUCUGCGAUCCUGGCAAGAUCUCAGCCCUAUGCCACCCUGUAGGGAAGGAACAGAGGGAACUGGUGUGGUCCAGGAACUAUUGCUCACCCACCAAGCUCUGGGGCUCCCUAAACCUAUGCCAAGAACCCCUGCCAGCCAGCUACUGCGAGAGAUGCAUGCCAAGAUCUUGGAGCUCCUGCCCUCCAUGCCUCCAGGGUCCAUGCAGCCCCUCCUCCGCCACCCACUGGAUUCACCACAGUGGGAAGCACUGGAGUCCCUGUCCCAAAGCCUGACAGAGCAGUAUGGCUGCCGCCGCUGCCUCCUUCUCAAGCGCCUGGACCUCACGACAGCUGCGUUCCACUGGAGCCAUCGAGCAGAGACCCAAGGAGAAGCCAUGAAGGCAGUGCUCAUCCCACUUCGAGAGCUUCUGACCCCAGAAUCAGAUGUCUCCGUUGCACAUGUUCUCGCUGCCCGGGCUGACCUUUCUCGUCUGGUUCCAGCCACCAGUGUGGCUGCCCGCCGGGGGACCAGCUGCGCCAUCAACAAGGUGCUGAUGGGUAACGUGCCAGACCGGGGAGGCCGCCCGAAUGAGCUGGAGGCACCCAUGCCAAUCUGGCAGAGGCGAAGGGAAGAUGGAGGAGGAUGGAAGGCAGGCCACCAGCGCUGGGGUCACAAGAAGAAGAAAAAGAAGUAAAGGGGGCUGGGGAAAUGAGGAUGCAUUGGUCAUCUUUGGGGAGUCAGUUUGGCAGUUGGUACCUGUCACCCAGCCCCUGUUCUGUAGGUUCCCCUCCCCCCCGGAUGUGCCAUACCUCACACAUAUCAUUCACCACCAAGAACCAUGCUCUCUGGAAAAUAAAUUUAAUUUUUUUUGAUA